Pristis pectinata (smalltooth sawfish) is the source of this 4258-nucleotide messenger RNA. RefSeq names its product nuclear receptor coactivator 4 (gene ncoa4). Gene Ontology annotation, biological process: intracellular iron ion homeostasis; response to hormone. Lineage: Eukaryota; Metazoa; Chordata; Chondrichthyes; Rhinopristiformes; Pristidae. Gene Ontology annotation, molecular function: transcription coactivator activity. The coding region runs from base 158 to 2254 and encodes 698 amino acids. The transcript has 12 exons. The record is from RefSeq and is a predicted model, not a curated record.
UCCCUCCUGCGGACGUGCGGCCCGGCUGUCCGCUAGUGGCUGCCUGCUGACGUCUGGGGGCGGCGUGACGUCAGCGCGCAGGCGCGCCCCGCCGGCUUAAAUAGCGACCGGCCGGCUGUCGGCGGAGGGGCUGCGGAGUCGGGCCGCUAAGACUAAGAUGAAUCCAACACACGCCCACGUGGGGGAAAGUACCAGCUUCCAAUUCAAAGAUUCCUUAACUAACUGUAUGCAGGCCAAGCGAGACCUGGAACUGGCUAUCAACAACAUCAUUCAGGCUGAACAGGAAAUAAAAGCAAACAGUCAUGAGGUAAAAUUCCAAAUUCACAGUUGUAUCAGCCGUCACAUGGAGUGCCUGCGCAGUAGGGAAGUUUGUCUCUUGGAGCAGAUUGACCUUGUUCAACAGCUGAAGGAGGAAUCCCUGCAACAACAAAUUCAGCAGCUUUAUUGGCUGCUUGGUCAGUUCAAUUGCCUUAUUCAUCAAUUGGAAUAUCCCCAGAAUAACCAUCCAACCAAUCAAAUUACAGCCUGCCUGGAGAGAUUGAAGAACCUGACCCUGAAGCCAGAGGAAUCUCCCGUCCUGAAUUUUGAAGCUGAUGUCCCUUCACUCCGCCAAGCCAUUACAAGCUUUGGGGCUAUCAAGACUCUGGGUUCAGAGAGAGACUGCAGGAGUUCUUGCACCAUGGCAGCUGAUCUGGAUUACUGCUUGGUACCAAUGCUGACAAAGAAGACAUUCCCCAAUGGAAACGAAUGCCCACUUGCUGACUGGCUGUGCAACCCUCCUGCUGUGCGGAUGCCAUUCCUGAACAUGCAAGAUCGUCCACUGAAGCUACCCAACCAGAAUUCGCCUUCAAAUAUGAGAGCUUGGGAAUGUCAGCAGGGCCUUGACCACUGGCUGUCUUCCAGCACCCAAAAGAGCAACCUAACUGAGACCAUCACUAUUCAACAAUCCACUCAAACCACCAGCAGCUGCAAUCUGGCACCAAAGGACCCAGACUACUAUAGAGAGCAGGCCUGGGGUAAUCGACGGGGUCUCGAGCACUGGUUGCUUCCCAGCAAACACAAGAAUAAUGCAAUAGAGAAAACAACUGCACAACAGUACACAAGUUCCACCUAUGAGAACCAAUUCGACCUGAAUUACUACAAAUUACAGGCUUGGGGGCAUCGUGAGAGCCUUGAGCAUUGGCUAAUUCCUGUUGAGCAGAAAUCUGAUCCUAGCAAGGAAGCUCCUGCACGUGAACAUACUAAGUCAUCUGGUAGUUCUUCCACCUUUGAGCUAGUGGAGCCAUUUGACAUGGAGGUUGUGGACCAAGAUGGGAAAGAACAGAGGCCACCUACUGGAAAAAUGAGUGGCUCCAAUGUGAAGUGCACCCAUGCUGAAAAAAUGAGCAGCAGCAAUGACGAAGACAAGUGGAAAUCCAUAACUAGGCCUUUCAGAGAGAAGUUCACUACCAGUGAGUGGCUUUUGAAGCCGAACAAGUCUGAAUCCUGUAUUAGUUGCUGUGGAGUUCAAACAAAAGCGGUAGAAAUUGAAAAUCUUGGGAAGCUGAAGUGCCUGAGUGAGCACCACAAUGCCAAGAAGUCACCACCUGCUUCACCAAAUGAUGCUCGGCGACUUCAGUCAAUGUUGCCAAUUCAAGUGGCAGACGUCUGUAAGGCUAAUGAGCAGUGCAGCAGCUUCUCUGCGUGUGUGUGUGGGCGGAGUUGUGAAAAGGAAGCAAUCAAUGAGUGGCUUCUCAAACAAGGAGGAAAGGACAAGAAUGGAGUGCAGACAGGCCAGCCAAAUAAAGCUAUUACAGCGCCAGAGAAGAUCGAACUAGAGCAGUGGCUGCAUCCCUUGUCAAAAUCGGCAAGAGGGCUACUUACAGAGUCUUCUGUCAAUGUCCCUGUAAAGUCACUGGAAGACCUGAAGUCAAACAAUCCAGUCAGCGCUCCCAUGAAUCUGGAUAAGUUGGUGUACAAAAUAUCUGAGGAUACUGAGAAAGGAGCUGAGCUUGAAGUGGAAAAUAAAUUUCUGUUGCGCAAGAAAGCACACGAAUUGAGUGGUAUACCUGAAGUGUCCAAUCUUUUCUCUAAUUUGAAUCUUUCUGUUGGUCGAGAGAAGAUUCCAAUAAAGGAUCAAUCCAAAUUAUUUGAUGAUAUGUUUUCUCCCUACAAGGAGCCUUUUGAUCCAGAGAAAUGGCUCUACAAAGGUCCUCACCAGAUUGAACAAGGCCCCAGGGGAACUUGUAUCCCAAAGCUUAGCGGAGUCUGUUGAUUGGGAGAAAUGACUGGACAACGAGCCUUCAAGUUAGCUUUGAACCAUCAGUGCUACAGAUGAAUUGGCUGACUUGCCUUUAUUCUGGAGCAACAUCAGACACACUUAACACCUCUGAGAUUCUGCUGAAUUAAUUCCUUGCUUCUGCCUUGAAGACCAUUCUUGUGUUCAAAUCCUUUGUGUGUGAGUUGUACUGUGAAACUGAGUAGUGUCAACAUGCUAGGGAAAUCUAUGUAAUCGGGAUUCCUUCGUUCCCACCCCUGCUCCCACAAAGUGACCGUUUUCAUUCUAGGCAUUGUGCCACUUGUCUCAUUGCUAACAUCCUCCAGAACAGGACUCAUAGUGACAGGUGGGGUGAACUAGGUUCAUUAGACUUGGCCUGUGUUGGAGGACUUCCAGUUGGUUUACUUAGCAGUACUGCAAGUUACACUAUUAGAAAAGGCCAUGAUGAAUUAAAUUGACACACUAAUCUCUGCUGCUAUAAACUUAUGCCUCAUUGCCUUGUACUGGGCAUUUGAGUUGAUGCAGCAGAGAACAUAGUGCACCAGUCUCUGUGUUGACGGGCCAAGUCCAAAUUCUUUAAUAUUUCACUAAGCCACCUCUGCAGUGGAUUUAAUAUUCUUUGAGGCGUUUAGCUGGGACUUUAAAUGUUUUGCAAGAUAGUAACCCAGUCUGGCGAUUGACCUUAAACUGCUGCAGUAUAAUCUGUGCUCAAUGCAAAUCAAUACGCUGUUUGUUGUUCUGAGAUUGGUAUAUUUGUAUUGAAGCUGUAUUACUAGCCUUUGGUGAGUUUGGUGGGUGUUCAGUCCUGUCAAACCGUUUAUUUGCAGCAGAUGUUAGCAUGAGAUACUUUGGAUCAGUUGCUUUGACAUUUCUAGUUAAAUGCUUCACAGUUGGAUUUCCUUACACACAAAAAAAUUGGAAUGUUUUGAAAGAAGUUGCAAAACCAGUCAAAUCCAGAGUGACCAAGUACCAUCAAAGCUCUAGUAGUGUGUGUGUGCCAGUGAAGAGCACAGGAUAAUCUGUCCCAAAGCUCCAUCCUUGAAUUGAUUGUCUCAUUUCACUAGUUUUGUUAACAGUUCGACUUGAUCCAUAACAAAAUAAUUGGUGCUAGCCAGCACUAAUUUGGCACAAAUGGAAUGAACUAUUUGAAACUAUCAGUUACACCUUGGGGGGAGGAGAGAGAAGUUGUGUCUUGUAUUGAUGGAACCAACCACUUGCUGUAUUGGCUAUCCUCACUGAGAAUGGUCAUGAUCUGACUACAUGCUAGGCAUUUAUGUUGCAUUUGACAACUCCGGUUCAGUGUGUGGCCUCUUUCAGUCUCUUCGAGGUGCUGUUUGGUCCUGAUGGUUAGAUCAGGACUCUUGAGUUAAGGGACUGAAAUGCUCUGGGUGGAUCUGUCAAUAUGCUGUAGGGAAGUGGGUGUGCUUGGCAGUACUGGCAGGUGAUGCAAGACACACUACUGCUGCCUUGCUGCAGGUUGGUGGAAUGUGAAUUCAUUUAAGAAAUUAAAAACGGGGAAGUACCUACCGGGUUGCCAUAGAGGACAUCUACAUCACUGGCCUUGAGAAAAAUCUGCCUGUACAGCUUUGUGAACUCAUUCAGUUUUUAAUUGAAUAAAAUCCAUCCCAAUUUCAGUAUAAUGAUCAACACUUGCUUUUCUCUGUCCCCACAUUUUCUCACUUUGGUGGCAUUGUAUUGUAACUUGAAUUAUUACAAAGAUCUGGGCAUUGUCAAGUCCUUAGUCACAAUGAUGUGACUCUUAGGAAUUGUGCAAGCCCUUCUGGUCCCACAGGACUAAAGUAUUAGCUCUUGUCAUCAGUUUCAUUAAUGCAGCCGCCACUGCUUUUGUGUAAUCAAAGUAAAUGGACGCUACACUGAACUAAGUUGCAUCUAUUCUUCCCCCUCCAUUGAAAAUCUACCUUGACAUUGCUUCAGCAAUCAUACUUAUUUAUGGAUUUUGUUUUUAAAUAUAUAAUCACUCAAUAAAAUGCUGCAGCAAAA